Phytophthora sojae is the source of this 213-nucleotide messenger RNA. RefSeq lists its product as hypothetical. The record is from RefSeq and is a predicted model, not a curated record. NCBI's taxonomy places the organism in Eukaryota, Oomycota, Peronosporomycetes, Peronosporales, Peronosporaceae. The transcript has 2 exons. Bases 1 to 213 code for a protein of 70 amino acids.
AUGCCGGACCACGACUUCUACUUGCUGAGUCGCACUGGCGUCAAGCCGGCGCACUUUGUGUCUGCGAUCGACACGGGCUUCAAGACGAGGUUGAAGCAGGAUCAAGGGGUCACGACAUUACCUGCAGUGGAGAAGGCUCUUUCAGAAGGCACGGAGGUAGCGACGCAGCCCAACCAGUUCCUGGCAAGCAGCAUCAGCGAUGGAUACUUGUGA